ACCCCAAAAAAGAACUUCUGCUGAAACUGCUGGAGGAGAGACGGAUCCUGCCCCUGAAACCAUGGGCCCUGUCAGCUACUCAUCAGAGACCUAUGACUUGAGCCAGGUGGAGCUGAGCGGUUACUACGAAGACGAGAACACCACCCCUUCUUUGGAAGGCUACUUUUGCUUCAACCCAGCCUCAUCUGUGGUUGGCAACCAGAGAGACCCCUUCAGAAAGGUCUUCAUGCCCCUCAUCUAUCUGCUGAUGUUCGUGUUGGGGACUGUGGGCAAUGCCCUGGUCCUGGUCAUUUUAGAGCGGUUCAAGCGGUCUCGCACUACCACUGAAAACUUCCUUUUCCACCUCACCCUGGCCAACCUGGCACUGUUGCUAACCUUCCCCUUCAGCGUGGUGGAGAGCUUGGCUGGGUGGGUAUUUGGGAAGUUCCUCUGCAAGAUCCUCAGUGCUGUCCACAAGAUCAAUUUCUACUGCAGUAGCAUGCUGCUGGGGUGCAUUGCGGUGGACCGCUACCUGGCCAUCGUCUAUGCAAUCCACACCUACCGCAAACGCAGAGCUCGCUCCAUCCACCUCACCUGCACAGCUGUCUGGCUCUGCUCACUGCUUUUGACCUUACCUGAUCUCAUCUUCAUGGAAGUCUGGACAGAUGACAGCAACCGCAGCAUUUGCUAUUUUCCAGAGGUUGGGAUCGAUGGCAACAAUGCCUGGCUGGCGACCCGCUUCCUCUACCACACCGUGGGCUUCUUUGUGCCCCUGCUAGUGAUGUGUUACUGCUACACGGCCAUUGUCCGGGCUCUGUGUCAGUCCCAGCGCCUGCAGAGGCAAAAAGCUGUCCGUGUGGCCAUCCUGGUCACAGGCGUCUUCCUGCUCUGCUGGAGCCCAUACCACAUUGUCAUCUUCCUGAACACACUUACCAAGCUAGAAGCCUUCACCAAGAACUGCCUCCUAGAAGACCAGCUGGACACGGCCAUCAUGGUGACAGAGGCCAUCGGCUUCACACACUGCUGCCUCAACCCCAUCCUCUACGCCUUCAUUGGAGUCAAGUUCCGUAACGACUUCUUCCGAAUCCUGCAGGAGCUCGGCUGCAUAAGCCAGGAGACCCUGCAGGAGAUCCUGGAGGUGACGAGGAAGGGCAGCGGGAUUGAGUCUGACAACACCACCUCUAUCUCCACUUUCUAG
Haliaeetus leucocephalus (bald eagle) is the source of this 1177-nucleotide messenger RNA. RefSeq names its product chemokine (C-X-C motif) receptor 5 (gene CXCR5). Gene Ontology annotation, biological process: lymph node development; G protein-coupled receptor signaling pathway; immune response. Gene Ontology annotation, cellular component: membrane. Gene Ontology annotation, molecular function: C-X-C chemokine receptor activity. The record is from RefSeq and is a predicted model, not a curated record. The transcript is spliced from 2 exons. NCBI's taxonomy places the organism in Eukaryota, Metazoa, Chordata, Aves, Accipitriformes, Accipitridae. Bases 62 to 1177 code for a protein of 371 amino acids.